AUGGAAGAGGGAAGCAACCUUUUAAUGGUUCUAGCUUGCAUGAUAUUGUCAUGGAUCUUCUUCCAUAGAUGGCAACAGAGGCACACAAAAGGCCCAAAAACAUGGCCACUCGUUGGGGCUGCAAUCGAACAGCUAAUGAAUUACGACAGAAUGCAUGACUGGCUUCUUAAAUACCUGGCUGAGUCAAGAACUGUGGUGGUCCCAAUGCCGUUCACGGCUUAUACUUACAUUGCUGAUCCUGUUAAUGUAGAGCAUGUGCUCAAAACCAACUUUUCCAAUUACCCAAAGGGUGAAGUAUAUCAUUCAUACAUGGAAGUGCUGCUUGGAGAUGGUAUCUUUAAUGUAGAUGGUGAGCUUUGGAGGCAACAAAGGAAGACUGCAAGCUUUGAAUUUGCUUCCAAGAACUUGAGAGAUUUUAGCACUGUUGUUUUCAGAGAGUACAGCCUUAAACUCUCUGCUAUUCUUGGUCAAGCAUCUUUCCAGAAUCAAGAAGUAGACAUGCAGGAAUUGUUGAUGAGGAUGACUUUGGACUCAAUAUGUAAGGUGGGAUUUGGUGUAGAAAUAGGAACCUUGGCUCCUCAUCUACCGGAUAACUGCUUUGCACAGGCAUUUGACACUGCAAACAUCAUUGUUACUCUUAGAUUCAUUGAUCCUCUAUGGAAACUCAAGAAAUUUCUUAAUAUGGGUUCAGAAGCUAUACUUGACCAGAGCAUUAAGACUAUUGAUGAUUUUACAUAUUCUGUCAUUCGAAGAAGGAAGGCAGAAAUAGAAGGUGCUCAAGAAACUCAUAAAAAUGAUAAGAUUAAGCAUGACAUAUUGUCGAGAUUCAUUCAGCUAGGCCAAGAUCCUGAAAGCAAUAUAACUGAAAAAAGCCUGAGAGACAUUGUUCUGAACUUUGUGAUUGCUGGCCGUGACACAACCGCCACGACUCUAUCUUGGGCAAUAUACAUGAUCAUGACUCAUGAACAUGUAGCAGAAAAGCUUUACUCCGAGCUAAAAGCUUUUGAAGAAGAUUGGGCAAAAGAAGAGAAUGUCUCAUUGAAUCAGUACAACGCAGAGGAUCCACAAACAUUCAAUCAGAGAGCAAUCCAAUUCGCUAGGCUCAUGUCUUACGAUUCAUUGGGAAAAUUGUAUUACUUGCAUGCUGUGGUCACAGAAACACUUCGAUUGUACCCUGCUGUCCCUCAGGUAAUGCGGUACACAUGA
Molecule: messenger RNA, 1206 nt
Organism: Ilex paraguariensis (yerba mate)
Lineage: Eukaryota; Viridiplantae; Streptophyta; Magnoliopsida; Aquifoliales; Aquifoliaceae
Source: the annotation of a GenBank genome assembly